UCCUGGAUUGCUCCUGUUUGAAAGGUUGUAUGUUUUGGUCAUGUCUCCAAACAGAACCACUGACCUCCUCUGACUAAAAGCUGAGAUCAGCCUGGAGUGGAAUGUAGGAUGUCACCAGAGCUAUUUUGGCUAUGUACACCCACUAAUGAUUGUGAUCGCAAAGCACAGAGCAGUUGCUUUUUCUUUUUUCCUGACCACCGACUUUUAUCAUGCAGCGCUCCUCAGUGCUGCAGGGAUUAGAGAGUUAAACGAAUGGCACAGCGGCUUCGUUUGGACUUCGCGUCAAGGAGAAGCCACACCGACCCUCUGUCAGAGUGCCUCAGCAGCCAUGGUGAGGAGAGUGGAGUCAUUUUGUCAGCUGGUAGCCCCACAAAGAGUCUGGCGCACAGUUCUCUACACUUCAAGGUGACUUCGCUGUCACCGGACUAUGGAAAUUUACAACGAUAUUCUUCAGUAUUUAUACCGCGGGUUAACACAGGAGUAUGUAGUCAAAAAGGUGUUGUGCAGAUCUCGCUACAGCCCUGCGGCACGCUCACUGGAGACCGGGAUAGCACCGUAGGGGAUGGAGACCCCAGGAGCAGUGAAGCCGGAGCGGUUGCAGUUUCUGAUGGAGGUUCGUGUAGCAGUAGUAUGGCCAGCGAUGCCGGGUACUGGAGUAGCAACAGUAUCUUCGAGCCAGAGACUCCAGAAAAGCACAGGACCACCCAAGAGAAGAGCAUUCUCUGCUGCACGUCCAAGGUCCCCUUGAGACGUUGUUCCUCCUUGGUUAUAUUCCCAAAGAGCCCCUGUAGCACGCCACCUGCUUCUCCGGUAAACCCAGUCGCUCUUCCUGCUCUCCCAACAACAAGAGCUCCACUCUUGACACCUGCCACUGAUUUCUCACAGGAUGAAGAGGAUAUGACUUGGAAAGAGUCUGCCACAUCAACAAGUGGCCAACGUCUCAAAGGAAACCCUUCAUCUGAGUGUCGGGACACCAAACAUAUGGUACACUUUAAUAUUCCUUUUCAAGACAAACCUAAAUGUACAGAGCUGGACAGCAAUGAUGUGAUGGAAGAGUCAUCAGCUCACGAGAAAUCUCAGCAUCACUCAAGGAGUGUUCUGCUACACUUUGCCCAUCAGAAACCAGUUACAGCUGAAGUCAGUGCGGAAUAUCCUGACGCUCCCUACCCAGGUGCAGAGCCUGAGACUCAACAUAACCAUAAGAAAAAACUGUACCGUAGUACCUCGGCUUGUUUGUUCUCCUCAGCAAAACCCUCAGAGGAAAAACUCUGUGCCUUAGCAAAAGAACAAGAAAGGUUAGAGGAAAACCAUUGUCAUCGCGCCAUUCAACAGAGCUUUUCUCUGGAGGUGCCCUAUGCCAACACUGGGAUUUCAUGUCAUGUUUCCAACACAAAACUCGGUAGUACAUACUCUCCACAUGUGCAUAUUCAUCUUUCGCCGUGCUGUCCAGCUAAGUUGCCGAGCUUACCUAAUAAUGCAGAUGCAAGCUGCAAAGGGAACAGUACCGCAAAGAACUUAAGCCAAAAUGCUAAGGUGAGUUUCUUUGUUUGACAUUGACUGAUGCUCCCUGAGCUGAAAAUUGUAAUUUUUAUUUC
Molecule: messenger RNA, 1595 nt
Organism: Phycodurus eques (leafy seadragon)
Lineage: Eukaryota; Metazoa; Chordata; Actinopteri; Syngnathiformes; Syngnathidae
Product: E3 ubiquitin-protein ligase NEDD4-like
Exons: 1
Coding region: 253-1551 (432 amino acids)
Source: RefSeq, a predicted model, not a curated record